Messenger RNA from Strongylocentrotus purpuratus (purple sea urchin), 3114 nucleotides. RefSeq names its product phospholipid scramblase 1. Gene Ontology annotation, cellular component: plasma membrane. Gene Ontology annotation, biological process: plasma membrane phospholipid scrambling. The record is from RefSeq and is a predicted model, not a curated record. The transcript has 11 exons. The coding region runs from base 192 to 989 and encodes 265 amino acids. Lineage: Eukaryota; Metazoa; Echinodermata; Echinoidea; Camarodonta; Strongylocentrotidae. Gene Ontology annotation, molecular function: phospholipid scramblase activity.
GAUCGGUGUACGGAUAUAUCAUUUGCUCUUUACUAUUAUAUCUCACUCCACGACGGGAGAUAGUUCACGAAGCGACUAAUCACAGUGUAAUAGCAACCAGUAUAUCAUACGUCUCAACGUGUACUACACUCUGAUCAAGAGGAUAUACUUUUCUUCCGUAUUGAGUUCCAUAUCGAGUCUACGAUUCCAAGAUGGCACAACCACCACCACCACCACCGAUGGCAAUGAACCCCGUGGGGGCCCAGCCGGUGGGGAAGGCCCCUGUUAAUUGGAUGCCCGCCCCUCAGGUUGCCGCGCCCCAGGGGUGUCCACCAGGUCUGGAAUACCUCACGCAAGUCGACCAGCUGCUCGUUCACCAGAUCGUCGAGCUUUUCGAAAUGUUCACUGGAGUUGAGAUGGCAAACAGAUAUGCCAUCAAGAACAGUCUGGGACAACAAGUCUACUUUGCUCACGAAGAGUCCGAUUUCUGCAUGCGUCAAUGCUGUGGACCCCAGCGUGGUUUCAUCAUCCAUAUCACGGAUAACAGCCAACAGGAGGUGAUGCGUCUAGUCCGUGAAUUCAAGUGCUGCGCUGGCUGUGGAUGGUGCGCCAACAGCGAUUCAUGUUCCUUCGAAGUCAAAGUAGAAGCUCCCGUCGGAAACGUUGUCGGAUACGUUAAGCAAUCACAAUAUUACAUGGGGCCAAAGUUUGAUAUCCUUGAUGCUGAGAGGAGGCCUGUUGUCAAGAUUAAGGGACCUUACUGUAUGUGUCAAGACAUCUGUUGCCAAGACGAUAUCGAAUUUGAUGUCUUUACUGGUGACAUGGCCACGACAAUUGGAAAGGUUUCCAAGCAGUGGCCCGGAUGUUUUAAGGCUGCGUGGACCGACGCCGAUAACUUUGGUGUGACAUUCCCCGCUGACCUGCAUGUAAACGUGAAGGCGACUCUUUUGGCGGCUGUGUUCCUCAUUGACUUCAUGUUCUUCGAGACGUCAAACAAUAACAACAAUUAAAUAAAAGGAUUUCAUGUUCUUCGAGAAAGCAAAUAACAACAACAACAAUUAAGACAGUCAUCAUCCAAGAUUUCAUAUCCGACAUUCCUGCGUUCCUUGGUUUCAACUAACUUAUUGACGUGUAAAAUAGUAAUACAAUAUAAUAAUGUAUAUAUUGCAUAAUUAUAUUACAUUAAAUUUGAUUACAGAACUAACAAUCAAUAAUGCAUCUUGUGUCUAUCGUGGUUAUGCCCAUUAAGAAAAAAAGUUGGAAAAUGAUCUACUUUUGCAUCGUUUUUUGAAUUAAAUUUGGUUUGUACCAGACAUUCAGUCAUUCGAAAUUCCAAUAGCUGAUUUUUUUUUUUUCUUCACUUUUCAGAUAGACAAUCAGUAGGGUGAGAUUUAAUCACUUUACAUCAUUCGUAGUAUCUUACUAUGUAUUCACCAAUCUUAUUUUUUCAUCUUAUGACAAACUGUUAUUUGCUUGCGGGUUAGGAGUGUACCAGGGCUCUGGAAAUAGUAAUAACAUAAUUUGUCUUGAUACCAAUUCAUAAUAGGUUGAAGUCGUGUUUGAUACUUCCAUUUUUGCAGACGUAAAAUGUACCUUUUGUAUAUAGAGGCUGAGAAUUAUAGGAUGAAUUUAUGUAUAGCUAUACUAACAUAAUAUAUAGGGGUUUUUUUGUACGAAUUUUGUCAUCCACAACCAUAUCUUAAUAAUAUAUGUUGUGGUGUUAUGUAGUAAGGAUAUAAUAAUGUUAUGAGGCUGCAAGGGAAAGUAUACCGUUUAUCAUAAAAGACCAUUUUAAAUGUAUUUCACACAGUUUGUUGAUACAUAAGUAUUCUGUGUUUUAUAUCAAAUAUCGUUUCUUCAAAUGAAUAUAAUGAAUGUAAUCGUAGGGUCGUUGAACACUCGGGCACCGUUUCCGUUUAUAAAUGAUUUGUUAUGUUUAAUUUGGGUACGUUAUUGAAUUACGUCAGAGUAACAAUAAUGGUUUGCACAAGUGGCACAACUCUAUUAUGUAUAGACCAAGGCUGAAUUGCUAAGAACUUUUAAUAAUUUGAUUGCAAAGCAGUGCCUCAAGAUUCAUCUACAAUGGCAAUGAAUGCAGUGUCGUGCGAUUUUACUUCAAUUUGAUUGUUCAUUGUAUCUAUACCUGUAUUUUAUAUAAAUAAUGGUAAAUUCUCUAAUCUCGUUUUAUCUUUAUACCCCAAAAAACUUUAAUCGAUAUUAUAUUAUAUUAUAUCCAUGUUAUUUAUUCUGCAUGUUGUUUAGAGUAGGCAUGUGUGCCUUAAAUGCAUUAUACUCGCUUUGUCUUUCUGGAUUGGGAUUUAAUUUAGUUUCUGAUCGCAUCUUUAUACACUGAGGCAAAUGUACUCAAUAUACUGUAUAACGUCUUUCAUAUCGGUUUAUAUCCUAUAUACACAAGGCUUACCUCCUUUGUGAUACGCUUAAUUAAGCUAAAUGUCUGUGUACAAUUACUUAACUUGCUUCAGUGUCAUUUACAGUAUGAUUGCUCAAGCUGUACCGUUUUGACGCAGUGCUCACUGCACAUAGGCUAUCCAUCAUUAUUGACUGACGCACAGGAUGCGUCAUUUUGAAUGCGAUAUUGCUUGCGCUGAUUGUCGAGCCCGUAUAGGGUUAAAUUCAAAGCAACAAUUGCACUGUUUACUGAGCGUUCACGUUGUGUACCAUAAUUAUCACCCGUACACGGUGCGUCAAAAUGAUGCGCUAGUCGCCGACGCACUCGUACGUCAGUCAAGUGACACCUUGUGAGCAACGGGCAUUGCCAUGGGGCAACAUGGUACAUUAUGUAAAAUCAAUCUCGACAGUUUUUGUUAUGCUUUAAUUGUAUUCAUUUUGUUCUUCCGCUCAUGGUAAGGAUUUUUACAUAGCGAAUAAAAUUAUAUUGAAUUGUUGUAUAAUCCAUAGUAAAAAAAAUAGUUUUUUGAUCUUAAUAGUAAAUGCGAUUUUUUUUUUUUUUUUUUUUUUUUUUAAUUAUUAUUAUUAUUUAUUUCUUUUAUAAAGUGAGAAUUUAAAUCAAUGAAAUCAACUCUGAUGUUAUUUGAUCAAGGGGUGUAUAGUCUGACUUAUCUUGUAUAUGAAAAGAUUAUGUAUAUACUAAUAAAAUAGUGUUCUUUUGUUGAA